AUGUCGUACAUGAACUUUGACCCUAAGCCAUUGGGAGACACCAAUAUCUUCAAGCCAAUCAAGAUCGGUAACAAUGAGCUAAAACACAGAGUAGUCAUGCCAGCAUUGACUAGAAUGAGAGCCAUUGCACCAGGAAACAUCCCAAACACUGAAUGGGCCGAGGAAUACUACAGACAACGUUCUCAAUACCCUGGUACCCUUAUUAUCACGGAAGGUACUUUCCCUUCUGCGCAAUCAGGUGGUUACCCAAAUGUGCCAGGUAUCUGGUCCAAAGAGCAAUUGGCUGAAUGGAAAAAGAUCUUCAAUGCAAUCCAUGAGAACAAGUCGUUCGUGUGGGUGCAAUUGUGGGUUCUAGGUAGACAAGCAUGGCCAGAAGUGUUGAAGAAGGAAGGUUUGCGUUACGAUAGUGCUACCGAUGACUUGUACAUGGGUGAAGAAGAAAAAGAGCGUGCCUUAAAGGCUAACAACCCACAGCACGGUAUCACCAAGGAAGAAAUCAAGCAGUACAUCAAGGAGUACGUGGAUGCUGCCAAGAAAGCCAUCGAUGCAGGUGCAGACGGUGUGCAAAUCCAUUCUGCCAACGGUUACUUGUUGAACCAGUUUUUGGACCCUAUUUCUAACAACAGAACCGAUGAGUACGGUGGAUCAAUCGAGAACCGUGCGAGAUUCACUUUGGAAGUGGUUGAUGCCGUUGUAGAUGCAGUUGGUGCCGAAAGAACCUCCAUCAGAUUCUCUCCUUACGGUACUUUUGGUACCAUGUCCGGUGGUGAGAACCCUGGCAUCGUUGCCCAAUAUGCAUACGUCAUUGGUGAGUUGGAAAAGAGAGCUAGAGCUGGCAAGAGAUUGGCCUUCAUCGAUUUGGUCGAGCCUCGUGUGACCGACCCAUUCCUACCAGAAUUCGAGAAGUGGUUCAAGGAAGGUACCAACGAAUUCAUCUACUCUAUCUGGAAGGGUCCAGUUCUCAGAGUUGGUAACUAUGCUUUGGACCCAGAUCAAGCUACUCUAGACUCUAAGAAGCCUAACACUUUGAUCGGUUACGGUAGAUCCUUCAUCGCCAACCCAGACUUGGUGUACCGUUUGGAAAAGGGUUUGCCAUUGAACAAGUAUGAUAGAAACACCUUUUACAAAUUCACUAAGGAAGGUUACACCGAUUACCCAACCUACGAGGAAUCCGUCGCAAAGGGUUACAAGAAAGAGGAAAAGAAGUACUAA
Molecule: messenger RNA, 1212 nt
Organism: Kluyveromyces marxianus DMKU3-1042
Lineage: Eukaryota; Fungi; Ascomycota; Saccharomycetes; Saccharomycetales; Saccharomycetaceae
Gene: OYE2
Product: NADPH dehydrogenase
Exons: 1
Coding region: 1-1212 (403 amino acids)
Molecular function (GO): FMN binding; NADPH dehydrogenase activity
Source: RefSeq, a predicted model, not a curated record